AUGCCUCUUACACCUCCUUCUGAGCCGGACCCAGAACCAAAGAUGAACUGGGCAUCAUUUUACGCUGUCAUCAGUGGUGUGAACAGACACUCCACCGGCAUCGGUCGCAUCUGGCUCUCUGUCCUCUUCAUUUUCCGCAUCCUGGUGCUGGUGGUGGCAGCCGAGAGCGUGUGGGGCGAUGAGAAGUCCGGCUUCACCUGCAACACCCAGCAGCCGGGCUGCAACAGUGUCUGCUAUGACCACUUCUUCCCCAUCUCUCACAUCCGCCUGUGGGCGCUGCAGCUCAUCCUGGUCUCCACUCCCGCGCUCUUGGUGGCCAUGCACGUGGCCCACCGUCGCCAUGUUGACAAGAGGCUCUACAGAAUGUCAGGACGGGCCAACCCCAAAGACCUGGAGCUGAUUAAGACCCAGAAGAUGAAAAUCACAGGCGCUCUGUGGUGGACGUACGUCAUCAGCUUGUUCUUCCGUGUUGUCCUCGAGGUCAUCUUUAUGUACUUGUUUUACAUGAUCUACCCUGGUUACAAGAUGAUCAGGCUGGUGAAGUGUGACUCGUACCCAUGUCCCAACACGGUGGACUGCUUCGUGUCGAGGCCCACGGAGAAGACGGUCUUCACUGUGUUCAUGUUGGCUGCGUCUGGGGUGUGCAUCCUGCUCAACAUUGCAGAGGUGUUCUUCUUGGUGGGGAAGCACUGCAGUAAGCAUCUGCACAAUGCUGGAGACUCAACUAUGGGGGCCUGGAUCCAACAAAAACUCUGCUCACUCUAA
This is a messenger RNA of Limanda limanda (common dab), 765 nucleotides long. RefSeq names its product gap junction protein beta 1a (gene gjb1a). The transcript is spliced from 2 exons. The record is from RefSeq and is a predicted model, not a curated record. NCBI's taxonomy places the organism in Eukaryota, Metazoa, Chordata, Actinopteri, Pleuronectiformes, Pleuronectidae. Gene Ontology annotation, cellular component: connexin complex. Bases 1 to 765 code for a protein of 254 amino acids. Gene Ontology annotation, biological process: cell communication.